AUGUCUGGCAAGACGUCUGCUGCAAAUCCUGCCGAGUACAUCAAGACGCCGGGACACGAGGACGAUGCAGACAAUGGCAACGCUCCUGAAGACGCCGAGCCCGUCAAGUUCUCGCCUGAGGAGGAGGCCGAACUCCUAGGCGAGUCCAACACACACAAGACCGAAGCAAAUGCCCUCUUCAGCUCGGGCAAGUAUGACGCUGCCAUCUCCAAGUACGACGAGGCCGUUGCCGUCUGCCCCAACUACCUCGACUUCGAGCUCGCCGUCCUCAAGUCCAACGUCUCCGCAUGCUAUCUGAAAAUGCAAGAGUGGAAGAACGCCAACACCACCGCCACCGCCGCCCUCGACAAGCUUAGCAAGCUCGAGUCGCGGCUCGCAGAGGAGGAGAAGGCUGCGGCCGACGCCAAGGCCAAAGAGGAAGAGGAGGUUGAGGAUGAGAUCAUCAGCCCCGGUGCCCAGAAGGCCGGUCCUGCGAUCCCAGACGACGAGAAGGAGGACCCAGCCCAGGUCGCCCGGGACAAGAAGCGGGACGACAUCAAGCGCAUACGAUACAAGGCCCUGAUCAGGCGAGCCCGCGCCCGCAGUGAGGAGGGCGGAUGGACCAACCUCGCCGGCGCAGUGGAGGACUACACGCUCCUGUCAAAGAUGGACAACGUCAGCCCCGGCGACAGGAAGCUCCUGCAACAGCAGCUGAAGGUACUGCCCGCGCGUGUCAACGAGGCCAAGGAGAAGGAGACGGCCGAGAUGUGGGGCAAACUGAAAGACCUCGGCAACGGAAUCCUGAAGCCGUUCGGGCUGUCUACGGAUCAAUUCCAGAUGGUACAGGACCCAAAGACCGGUGGAUACAGCAUGAACUUCAAGUCGUGA
Messenger RNA from Diaporthe batatas, 867 nucleotides. RefSeq lists its product as uncharacterized. The transcript is spliced from 3 exons. Gene Ontology annotation, molecular function: protein binding. Bases 1 to 867 code for a protein of 288 amino acids. The record is from RefSeq and is a predicted model, not a curated record. Lineage: Eukaryota; Fungi; Ascomycota; Sordariomycetes; Diaporthales; Diaporthaceae.